Lithohypha guttulata is the source of this 1125-nucleotide messenger RNA. RefSeq lists its product as uncharacterized. The transcript has a single exon. Lineage: Eukaryota; Fungi; Ascomycota; Eurotiomycetes; Chaetothyriales; Trichomeriaceae. The record is from RefSeq and is a predicted model, not a curated record. Bases 1 to 1125 code for a protein of 374 amino acids.
AUGCCACCAAAGAAGCUACCGCCGAAGGCGCCAAAGCCUCAACAGCAGAGUCAGGGCCAGAGCCCGAGCACGCCUAAACCUAAACCUAAACCCAAGAACAACUCUAGCACUACUACCACCAACAACCAACCAGCAAUCCCAGAACAUGAAGUAAAACAAAGCUCCUCUGUAAGUGCCCAACUCGCCCUCGAAGCCGCGAAGAAAGCAUAUGAGCUACGUCAAGCAGCAUAUGGCGCUGGUGACCCCAAUGCACGUGAAGAAAUUCUAGCCAAAGCCAUCAACAAAGAGAUCGAAGCCGAAUCUUUUGGUAAAGCCGCAAAGUAUACACGCUCGGGUGCUUUCCAAGGACUUGCGGCAGGUGCUGGAGUGGGCAUCCAACCUGGUGCGACUCUAGGCAAAUUGACCGGAGCUCUAGUUGGUGGUGUCGUUUCCUCGGUAGGUGGCGUGCUAGGUGGUGGUAUUGGAUCUGCUUAUGGAGCCAUGAGUGGUCCGUUCUGGGAUCUGGGACAGAUCGCGAGUCAAGGAGUCAGAAGUGUUGUAGGUGAUUUCCCGAAUUGGGAAGCAACAUCAAGUCAGAAAAAGGCGCUAGAGAAGAUGGUGAUGAGAGCGCAACAAACAAAGGCACCUGACCAAGACGAACUGGAGGAGAUGAAGGCCGACAAUGGAGGUGUGAGCCAAGAUGACUACAAGCAAUUUGCCACGGAUAUAACGAGCUGGCUCCCAAGUAUGCCUUCUAUGCCGUCCAAACAGUCCUUGCCCUCAAUGCCUUCCAUGCCAUCGAUUUCUUCAAUUCCAGGUCUGGGAGGAAAAUCUGAAGCGGAGAAACCAACUGCGAACGCGAGCAAGACAAAAACCACUACGAAAUCGAGUCAGAGUCAACAAGCGAAAGCACCGGCUAAACCACAAACGAAACCUCAAAGUACUCCAGCAAAAGCUCCCAGCCAGACCACAAAAACACAAGAACCUCAGAAAUCGAAUACGACUACGACUACAGCGAAGCAGACACCGAAGAAGCCGAAAGUUCAAUCGACGGCUGAUUCGACAAAAUCUGAUCGUCCUGCUGUUCGAAAAGCACCUGCGAAAUUAGGACCGAGUCGCAAACCCGCAGCAGCAGCGAAUGGAUGA